AUGGAGAACAACGAUGAUUACAGCACAUGCAGAACAUAUGUGUGGUGGGAUGUUGAAUCAAACGACAUCCCUCACGAUGUGGAUUGUUCCACUGUAUUACCAGYACUCGAUCAGUAUUUAGAUACACUGGGAUUUAACGGGCACAGAUCCUACUUGGAAGUGAUCGGAAACCUCGAGGAUUUCCGAAUGAAAAGAGAAGUUUACGACAGUCUUUGGGAAUCUGAUUUUGCUAUUCACUCUGAGCAAAYUGGUAAGUCAAGUAGGAUUGGGAUUGCUUCUGCUGCUCGUGCUCCUAGUCACCACUUCCCUCCUCCACCUCCCAAGUUCAUUCCUCGACAAUCCCACCCUGGACCAGCACCAGCCCCUGGACCAGCACCAGCCUCUGGAACUGCAACAACCCCUGGAACUUCCCAUGGUAGAGCCCCUGUAAGAGGUGGAGGAGGAACACAAAGUAGACACCAUAAGGCUGUGUUAUUGUAUCUGUCACCAUCAAUCUGUGUUUUUGUAACAUCUGUGUGUCCGGUUCCCCCUGGCCAUGAUGCUCGUCUGGUUAUUAAACGGUUUUUGGAGACUUCAGGCUACUCUGGUCCUCUCACCAUCACUGCUGUUGGCAUACUAACUGACAUCCUUAAUGACAUCCUGAGAGGAGUCUAUUCCAGUGGAAUCGCUCUUAGUAACGUCUCGACAGGUUAA
This is a messenger RNA of Arabis nemorensis, 693 nucleotides long. NCBI's taxonomy places the organism in Eukaryota, Viridiplantae, Streptophyta, Magnoliopsida, Brassicales, Brassicaceae. The record is from the annotation of a GenBank genome assembly.